Loxodonta africana (African savanna elephant) is the source of this 1500-nucleotide messenger RNA. It is a transcript of the gene TEKTL1, whose product is annotated as tektin like 1. The record is from RefSeq and is a predicted model, not a curated record. The transcript is spliced from 7 exons. Bases 1 to 1500 code for a protein of 499 amino acids. Lineage: Eukaryota; Metazoa; Chordata; Mammalia; Proboscidea; Elephantidae.
AUGCCGGUGUUGGUUCCCCCGGCUGAGCGCAGCCAGGACACGCGCGUGGGGGCUUCAGCAUGGCGCGAGGCGGCCCGGACCAUCACGCAGAAGGCGCACCAGGUGACCGACCGCUGCGGCCAGGAGGCGGUGGCCAUGUGGCAGCCCAAGAACAGCGUGCGGGAUCCGCACGUGGCGCGCCACCUCCGCCGCGCCGCCUACAUCCAGCCGUGGCGGUUUCGCGUGGAGAUGGUCAAGGGCGGCGGCACAGUGGAGCAGCCGCCGCCUGGGGAGGGCGUCACUCUGUGGAAAGGCAAAAUGAAGCCACCCGCGUGGCACACCCGCCUGCCGCUGCCCUUGCACCGCGACGCGCGCGCCCUGCAGACCGCUGAGGUGGUGCACGCGCACGCGCGUGGAGCGCGCCUCACUGCCGCGCGCUUGGGCCGCGCGCAGCACCAGAUCAAUGGACAGCUCCGGCAGCUUCUGCGCCAGCGCGAGGCCACCGACCACAGGCUCAGCGAGGUGCGCAAGAGCCUGCUCAUUAACCAGCAGAGCACCAAGCUGCGCCGCUACCGGCCCAAGUCCGAGAAGGUCCCUGACAAGGCUGACAGCAUGCUGACGUGGGAGGAAGAGGAGCUGAAGGCCAUGAAGAGGAAGAUGGAGACAGAUAUGGAAAAAUCAGAGACACUGCUUAAGGCCCUGGCCUCCUGCAGAGACAGUCUUGUCUACUGCUUUAAGGAGCGGCUCCAAGCUGUGGACUUAAUGAACCAACCACUGGAUAAGGUUCUGGAGCAGGCCGGCCGCCACUCGUGGGUGGACCUCUCCUGGGUCCCCAGCGCUCGCACUCAGGGCCAGAAAACGCCGCCUCCAGACCCAGUGGGCACUUAUACUCCAGAGUGCGCAGGGGCGCUUUAUGAGGCCAAGCGGCUGCUGAUGGAGUCCAAGGACACUUUGGUGGACAUGGCAAAGAACGAGGCGCACGUCCGGGAGGAACAGCUGCUGAUCAGUGACCGUGUGUGCGCCACGCUGGUGCAGAAGAUGCGUGAGACCACGGAGCUGAAGGAAAGAAUGAACAUGACACUGGGACUAAUGAGAGGCACUAUCAACCGGUGCACAAAAUUUAACCAAGAAAUGUACAUCAGCCGUGGCCUCAUCAAGGGUCCCCUGUCGAAAAAUCACCUGGAGACUCGAGAGAAGCUGGACAGACCCCUGGUUCGCGUGUACCAGAGACACGUGGGCACCCAGCUCCCCGAGGCCAUGCGCCUCGCCCAGGGCACAGACAAGCUGCAGCGCCACAUCGAGAACAUGGAGAAGAACCUGAACGAGCUGCUGGCAGCGCGCCAGCGCCUUACCAGGAGCCUCAACUGCAAGAAGAUUGGGCACGACGUGGACUACAACGUGGUGCGCCUGCGCCUGCGCCAGCGGCACCCGCACGUGUGCUACGAGGAGGCGCAGCGCCUGGUCAACGACUGGGAUCCGCGCACGCCACCGCGCCGCGAGUCUGGCACCGCCCCCCAGUGA